Molecule: messenger RNA, 680 nt
Organism: Botrytis cinerea B05.10
Lineage: Eukaryota; Fungi; Ascomycota; Leotiomycetes; Helotiales; Sclerotiniaceae
Exons: 2
Coding region: 119-436 (105 amino acids)
Biological process (GO): positive regulation of mitotic metaphase/anaphase transition
Cellular component (GO): anaphase-promoting complex
Source: RefSeq, a predicted model, not a curated record
GACCCAAUCACUAAUUAUCGAGGAGAGUAAACAAACAAUUUCAAUAACAUAACCUCUCUUUGCCAUUUCACUUCACUUUACAUAAGACAAAAAUGGUAAGAAUCAUAGGAAACUACUCAUGUCCAAAGAUUCAAAUCACACCUAUGUCCAUUUCACACUAUCCCGCACAGCGGAUCUUUUCGAAGACUUCUGCAAAGACAAACUCCCCGACGAUGACAUUUACGUACCACCACACAAUCAGCCAGUAAACCCUGAAGAUGAAGACGACGUUGUUCCCGAUCAACAUGCAGCAUUUGGGAUUCAGAGGGCGACACAAAAGACAAAAGAGCCAGCCUGGAAAGAUUUGGGAUUAGCAGAAUUGAUGAAGAAAGGUCCAGGUGAGAAAAGUGGAAAUGAAGGAGGAAAUUAUAAGGGCAUAAGGAGUCUUCCAAGGUGAACAAAUGUGAAGGAAUUUCGGAGUUAAAAUGGGCAUACGAUCUAAUGGGAACUAAUGACGGAGUCUGGCACUCCACGAUUGUUUGAGAGAAGAAGGCUGAAGGGAUCAAAGGGACAGCAAUAUAUUAAUGGUAUGGAGGUUGGUCUGGCAUAUUAAACUUCAAGGAUAUCAUCAUAUUGUGGGAAGCAUCAAUACCCAGGGAGAAGUCCUAUGAAUUUUAUAUCCUUCGUAAAGAAGCCUUCUA